AUGAAGCGCAAGAUCCUGUUGAUGGGCAAGUCGGGCUCCGGCAAGACGUCGAUGCGCUCGUUCAUCUUCUCGUCGUACCGGCCGGAAGAUACGAAGCGCCUCGGCAGCACAAUCGAGGUCGAGCACUCCCAUGUGCGUUUUCCCGGCUCCCUCGUCCUGAAUCUCUGGGACUGCGGAGGGCAAAAAUCGUACAUGGAGAGCUACAUGGACACGCAGCGCACGCAGGUCUUUAGCGCAGUCGGCGUGCUGAUCUACGUCGUGGACCUCGUCAACACGGACGACGAGGGCGGCGACACCCACGAGUGGGAGGCCGAUCUCCGCUACUUCCGCGACUGCUUAUCAGCGCUGCAGAGCAACUCGCCGGGCGCCGAGGUGUUUUGCCUGCUGCACAAGAUGGACCUGAUUGAGCCGUCGAGGCGGCGCGACAUCUACCGGAGCCGGGUGGCGGACCUGCGCCGCAAGACACGCGAAGUCCUCGCCGCACACGCCUCGUCGCCGAACGCGUCCGACCAUGUGCGCCUGCACUGCUUUGCGACGAGCAUCUGGGACGCGACACUGUACAGGGCAUGGUCAAGCAUCAUCCAUACACUCGUGCCCGACGUCGAGCGCCUCGAAGCCCACCUCGCCUUGCUCUCACACACCUGCUCGGCGUCGGAGGUGGUGCUCUUUGAAAAAGCGACGUUCCUCGUGAUGUCCUACUACAGCCAGAUGAAUGCGGAAACAACGACCCCGCGCUCGCUCCUCGCCUCGGACCGCGUGACGCUCGACGCAGGCCAAGAUACCGACGACGUCCUGCUCGAAGGCCUCUCCACCUCGAUGCUCCCAGACACCGCGCGCCACACACCAGACGCGCUCUCGGGCGACCGCUUCGAGCGGAUCAGCGAGCUGGUGAAGCACUUUAAAAUCUCGUGCCUCGAGUCGCACCACCAGAUCCAGGCGCUCGAGCUCCGGACACCGACGUUUGCAGCCUACCUCGACGUGCUCACCUCGAGCACGUACAUCCUCGUCAUCACGACCGACCCUGCGAUCCAAAUCAGCGCCGUGAAGCGCAACGUCGAGCUCAGCCGCGCCCACUUUGAGCAGCUCCAGGCGAGCCACGCGGGCUGA
This is a messenger RNA of Malassezia japonica, 1107 nucleotides long. It is a transcript of the gene GTR1, whose product is annotated as GTP-binding protein gtr1. Gene Ontology annotation, biological process: cellular response to starvation; negative regulation of autophagy. Gene Ontology annotation, molecular function: GTP binding; GTPase activity. The record is from RefSeq and is a predicted model, not a curated record. The transcript has 3 exons. Lineage: Eukaryota; Fungi; Basidiomycota; Malasseziomycetes; Malasseziales; Malasseziaceae. Gene Ontology annotation, cellular component: fungal-type vacuole membrane; nucleus; Gtr1-Gtr2 GTPase complex. Bases 1 to 1107 code for a protein of 368 amino acids.